Fomitopsis serialis is the source of this 731-nucleotide messenger RNA. RefSeq lists its product as uncharacterized. The record is from RefSeq and is a predicted model, not a curated record. NCBI's taxonomy places the organism in Eukaryota, Fungi, Basidiomycota, Agaricomycetes, Polyporales, Fomitopsidaceae. The transcript has a single exon. Gene Ontology annotation, cellular component: oligosaccharyltransferase complex. Bases 96 to 260 code for a protein of 54 amino acids.
GCUCUGGCGACGACCACUGGUGACCGGACCACGACCGCAAACUCGUCCCCGACGCAUACCUCGGUUCGUACCUCAAUCACCUACUAUCCUUGACGAUGCUUGAUAGUGCUGUAGACAAGAUGAUCAGUCAUAGCGAGCUAUACAACCUUGCCAACUCGUUGGGCUGUUUGGCGAUGCUCACAGUGGUGGCAUACCACUUCGUCUCAGUGAACGCCCGCCACCUCUCAGCAAAGAGCGGCGAAGCUCCCCGCAGCUCUUGAUGAAGUUGGCGGUAUGUUGAGGCGACACAACUGCUCUGGUAGGUAGCCACCCAUGGACCGUUUGGCUCGGUAUUUGACGCGUCCAUAGUAGGUCGAUGGCUCGAGUUGUCUCACAAUCAUUCGCCGUGCACAGCAAUACUUGGAAGAUACCUGUUAGUUUUUGUGAAGCACCGUGGACUGGCAAGCAGCCUAAUAGAGCCCUCGCCGUGUUGUAUGGACGCUUAGGUGCUUGACCCUUGCCAGAAACCUACGGACCACUCGCGCGCGGCCUUCAGAUGUAUGUUGGAUAUCAGCCUCUAUUAGAUACGUGCAAUCGCCAUCCUAUAUUAUGUAUACGAGCGGCACCCGUACUUUGCGCGUUCAUCCUCCAGUUCGCUUUGCAUUAUUCGCAGGACCUCACAUAUGGACACAAGAGGGUCCACCACGUAAAGUAUCCCUCGGUGGCGCAUUUGUAUACUCUUGACCUCGGAC